This is a messenger RNA of Dentiscutata erythropus, 875 nucleotides long. The record is from the annotation of a GenBank genome assembly. NCBI's taxonomy places the organism in Eukaryota, Fungi, Glomeromycota, Glomeromycetes, Diversisporales, Gigasporaceae.
AUUAUAAAGAAUCACCUGGAGAAAAAGAAAAAGGAAGAUUUGUUAAUGUAUGCCAACUCUGUAAAGAAAAAAAUAUAACAGUUAAAUAUACACAUGACUCAUCAACAGGAAAUAUGCUUAGCCAUCUUUGGUUCAAGCAUCAAAUAGAUAAAGAACAUCCCGAUGGAACAAAUGCCGGUGGCCCAAUUGUCAAGUCAGAACGAAGUGAUCGCCUUGAUGGAGAGUAUUUGAAAUUAGUAAACUUAACUGAUAGUGAAUGGCAAUUGUUAGAAAAACUUAUUUGUUUGCUAAAGCCUUUCUAUAAUACUACUACUAUAUUUUCUGGCUCAACCUAUCUUACACUAAAUCUUAUCUAUCCCAUGAUGAGACUGCUUAUUAAAAAGUUUGUGCCCUCAGAUGAGCAAACUGAAGAUGAUUAUGCCGAUUUAUUACCCACGAAUAAAAAACUUAAAAUCUAUCGAAGAAAAUCUAAGAAGAUUUCAAAAAAUUAUGAGUUUACUGAGUCAUCUAGUAUGAUAGCUUCUAAUUCUGCAAUAACUAAUGAUUUAGUUCUAGACUUGUAUAAUAAUGAAAAAUUAGAUAAUGCUUAUAAAGAAACUGAGUUGAUUAUUAUCUUUAUGAACCAAUUCAAAAAAGAGAAUGUAAUUUAUUCAUGGUGGCAGAACAAUGCAGAAAAAUUUCCCACUUUAUCAAACCUAGCCUGGAAAUAUUUAUCAAUAUCAGCUAUAUCGGUUUCUUCUAAACGCUUGUUUUUAGAUACCGGGCAGUAUAUAACAGUAUUGCAUAACAGGCUUCAGCCUGAUAUGGUCGAACAAAUGUUGUUCCUCAAGCAUAAUAUGGAGCACUUUUCUAUUUUUAAGCUGGAUGAAGUAUGA